AUGGGAAUACUGAGAUCAAUUGUCUUCUCAACUCUAUCAAUGUAUUUAAUAAUAAUUUCAAAAUUAACCACAACUGGGCGGUCCCAGUCACGGUUAAAUGACAAUUCGACGGUACCACUUGUCAGCAAUGGAAAGAAUUCUUCCUUCAUUCUGAAUCAGAUUGAUGGAACAGCUUUUAAUGGUUCAGAUACAGAAAGCCCUUUACUUCCACCUUCUUGGGAGGAAUUCUGCACUUUGGAGGAAACGGAGACAAAUCAGAGCGUUUAUCCUUACAAUUGUUACAUAGAUGCCUUCUCCUCGGGUAAAUGGAAUUUCUCUGAACUACGACAAUAUAUUAAAACAAAAGAUGUUAAAUACAGUUUUAACGUACGAUGCCAAAACGGUGCUAAAAUAUCUCUUCCAUUGCCUGGAAAAGCAAAGAAUAUCAUCAAAUUGCACGUGCAAGACUGCAUAGCGGAAGACUAUUAUGCUGACUAUAAGAACCCAGAUUUAGAUCUGUUACCAGAUGAACUGGAAGAAUAUGUUUUGAUCAAUGUCGUGCGUGUAAUAGGAGUUAAAUCAAUGUUCGAGAGUCUUCAAAUCAAGUCAGCAAAUCUUCCCAAAAAUGUUGUUUGUGGCGAUGAUGAAACGUUAAAAAUAAAGACUGAGCAAAAUGAAACCUUUCAAUUUAUUCAUGAUUUAAUUAACCCAGACCAGGCUUCUGAAAUGUUCAGCAAAAUUGCUGCAGAAAAUAUAAUGGAUAAAAGGGUGUCACCACACAAGUGUUUCUAUAAAAAGCUUCGGGUUCUUAACGUUUCAGUCACUUCAACGAAAAAUAGGUACUAUGCAUCAGAAUUGACUGAACAGAAUAUAUUUCCGGAACUGAGAGUGUUGAAUAUGUCCCACUCUGACCUUUAUUACAUACCAGAACAGUUAAAAAACUGGUGGAUUUACUUUAAAAAGUUAGAGUACCUCGAUAUGUCUCACAAUCUCAUUCAGGAUAUAACCUUCCCAUUGGAUAAUGACAGAAUAUGGGACAAAACGGUACCAGUCUUAACAUUUGAUUUUACACACAACAACAUAAGUCGAAUUUCUGUUCGUAAUUUUGAAAGAAUCAUUUCCAACGAGAAAAUAUUAGUGAAAAUGGGCCAUAAUCCUAUCAAUUGUACCUGCACAGAUGAAAUGAAAGAAAUUUUGAAAUAUAUCAAAGGAAUAGAUUGGAGCUCAUCAAAGUACCACCAAUACUCAUACCUUAGGAAUCUUAAGUGUGCAUAUCCCGAAAGUGUUCGGGGUUGGCGUUUGGCGGAUCUAACACUUAGGGACAUUAACUGUAAAUUCGAGUUGAUGCCAGUCACUGUGGCUUUGAGUGUCCUAUCGUUUUUCCUUAUAAUUUUCAUUAUUGUUAUAUUGAAGUAUCGAAGGGAAAUCCGAAUUUUGGUUUACACCAGGUUCAAUGUAGUGCUUCCGUGUCAGCCAGGAGAAAUUUACGAGGAUAAAGCAUUUGAUGCUUUUGUUUCCUAUAGUAACGAUGACCAAGAGUGGGUGUGCAAUAUUUUUGAUGAAAACAAACACAACCGUCUCGUACAUUUGAAGUUUUGCAUGCAUCAUAAGGAUUUCGUUCCAGGAAAAACUAUUUUUGAGAACAUCGUCAAAUGCAUUGAGGAAAGUAGACAUACUGUCAUUGUCCUCUCACAGAACUUUCUUAACAGCCAUUUUUGCUUGUGGGAAUUUCAGGAGGCUUUUCAGCAAAGUAUUGUUGAAAGAAAACGACACCUCAUUAUCAUCUUACUGGAAGACAUUCCAGAUAAGGAUCUCCCAAACGAUCUAAAGAGAUGCAUGAAAACAUUCACUUACAUUAAAAAAGACGAUAAAAUCUUCGUAGACCGACUACUCUACUCACUCUCAUACAAAGGGAAAAUAGGGAAACACCAAGAUCAUGCGCAUUUGAAUCAUGGAUAUGAUAACCUCGGCGAGUAAGGUAAAAAUGCAAAUGAAAAGGAUAGGGUCAAUAUGACGAA
Molecule: messenger RNA, 1997 nt
Organism: Saccostrea echinata
Lineage: Eukaryota; Metazoa; Mollusca; Bivalvia; Ostreida; Ostreidae
Product: toll-like receptor 6
Exons: 1
Coding region: 1-1956 (651 amino acids)
Biological process (GO): toll-like receptor signaling pathway; immune response
Cellular component (GO): membrane
Molecular function (GO): protein binding; transmembrane signaling receptor activity
Source: RefSeq, a predicted model, not a curated record